AUACUGCCAAAAUGGCGUUAAUUAGCCUCUCCAGAAGUAGAUAAAUAUUUGCACAGAUCUUAGGACUGAGAUUAAAUGUCAAUUUGAUGUAACGAAGUUGAGAUAACUAGCUAUGAAUUUAAAUCUGCACGUUAUUGUUGAUUAUUAAUAAUUUACAUUAGUUGCCCAAAAAGCCUCUAAUCACAAAAAUGCUUUUAGAUGUAGACACCGUGCAUUGAAAGUGAUACAGUGGCUAUUUAUAAACUUAAAUAAAUAACCUUGCUUCACAAUGAUAAACAUGGACUGCGCAUGAGCCUGUCCCGAAUCCACGCAGCAUCCCUUACAGUAUAUUCCUCAUAUACAAACGUAACAGGUGACUCGGAAAUACGGAAGAAUUACGGAAGGCUUGUGAUACAGCAACCGAUCUUUAAAAUAAUAUGGUUAUACUAGAUUAAUCGAAUUGAAGGUUACAUUAUUACAGGCUUGUUUUUACAGAAAGGCCGGUAUCGAACCGCGUAAAAGUGCGCAUAUUGCGCGUCUGACAGGAAGUCAAAACUGUUGUACGCGAUGCGAAAGGGCAUUUAGGUACAAAUAUAGACUUCAGAUGACCCAACAUCUUUGAAGAGAUGAUGCUGACCCCUGCGAGGACCCCAGAUGACGCCGACUGGAAUCGACACGCACAGCUGCCAAAAUAGCAGUAGAGCAUCAUGGGUGGAGUGGCACUGGAUGACGGCAGUACUGGAGUGAAGGCCCCUGAUGGUGGCUGGGGGUGGGCUGUGCUCUUUGGUUGCUUCAUCAUCACAGGCUUCUCCUACGCUUUUCCAAAGGCUGUCAGUGUUUUCUUCAAGGAGCUAAUUAGAGAGUUUGAUGUGGGCUACAGUGACACAGCCUGGAUCUCCUCCAUCCUAUUGGCUAUGCUUUAUGGCACUGGGCCUUUAUGCAGCAUUUUAGUGAAUCGAUUUGGAUGCCGUCCAGUGAUGUUGGUGGGUGGCCUCUUUGCAUCGUUGGGAAUGGUCUUGGCAUCAUUUGCCACAAGCAUCAUCCACAUUUACUUGUGUACAGGAGUCAUUACAGGUCUUGGACUGGCCCUGAACUUCCAGCCAUCACUCAUUAUGCUGAAUCGAUAUUUCAGUGAGAAGCGGCCGCUGGCUAAUGGCCUGGCCGCUGCUGGGAGUCCAGUGGCUCUGUGCUGUCUGUCCCCUUUGGGGCAGGUCCUUCAGUAUGAAUAUGGCUGGAGAGGGGGUUUCCUCAUCUUGGGAGGGAUGCUUCUGAACUGCUGUGCCUGUGGGGCUUUAAUGAGGCCUUUGGUCCCACCAAAGAAGUCAGAGACCCCUGGGACUGAAAACACACCAGAUGACGGAAACAAGAAAGCAAAGCCCAAGCUGCUGGACUUCAGUGUUUUCAGAGACCCGGGCUUUAUCAUUUAUACAGUUGCUGCCUCCAUUAUGGUGCUCGGUUUGUUUGUGCCCCCAGUGUUUGUGGUGAGCUAUGCCAAAGAGCUGGGAAACGAGGACACGAAAUCUGCCCUCCUGCUUACCAUUCUGGGUUUUGUUGACAUGUUCGCGCGGCCCGCGUGUGGCAUCAUCGCAGGACUCCAGUGGGUUCGCCCUCGCUGCGUCUAUCUCUUCAGUUUUGCGCUCAUAUUCAAUGGCACCACAGAUCUGGUGGGCUCCCUGUCUAAAGACUACACCUCUCUGGUGGUGUUCUGCAUCUUCUUUGGCAUCUCUUAUGGCAUGGUGGGAGCAUUGCAGUUCGAGGUUCUCAUGGCUGUUGUGGGUACAGAGAAGUUCUCAAGCGCCAUUGGUUUAGUUCUCCUGCUUGAAGCUAUUGCUGUGCUGGUUGGGCCUCCAUCUGCUGGCCGCCUUUUGGACUCCACUAAGAAGUACAUGUUUGUUUUCCUGCUGGCUGGGAUUGAGGUUGUGGUGUCAGCUUUAGUGUUGGCAAUAUGCAACUUACUGUUCAUAAAAAAGAAACCUGAGGCACCAGAGACUGCAAUAGAGAAUGGAGAAACAGUGGAGGCAAUGAAUCCCUCCAGUACACCACCCAGACAGGAGCCACUCAAGGCCAAUGGAAACUCAGAGAAGCUGAAGGAUUCAGGUGACCUGAGAGCCGAGAAUGUUACGGAGGAUUCAACAGAAGCGGAAACAUUUCUUAACGAUAAAGAUGACUAGAAUAAGAAAAUCCCCUGUAGUCCAGAAACCAAACUCUGAUGGACAUUACUGCUUAAGAAGAGGUUGAAAGACACAAAUAAGAGGAGAUUGAGGAGAACUGCGGUGUUAUGUGUGUCACUGUGUAGUCUGAUGUGAUGUCCUAAUGUGUGUGCUACCUAUGGACAGAUGAAUAUUUAAUCAAUAAUAGAGACUUACACUGCACUCACGCUGUUCAGAAUCACAUUUGCACUUCCACACAUAGACUUAUUCCACACAGGCUUAUUAAUGACACUUUUGGUGUGAAAGGGCCUUUACAGUUACCAAAAAUAUAACGUUUGGGUUUUUUGUUAUUAAAAAUAAAUAAGAAAGCCCAGCUCAGGUGAAAAAUAGCAACAUUUGCUGAUUUUGGUUAGCUUAAAAUAUAUUGCUGGUUCACCAUUGUUAUGCCAGAGAAAGGGGAGGCAUGCCGAAAGUCUGAAAAGUUUAAUGUUGUUACAGCAUCUUUAACUAAGUGCAAAAUAAACAUCACAUCACACAAAAAGGCAGAGACGGCUAUCACAGGAACCGAAAGUGUGAGUAUACUCAAUUCUGAUCAUAUUCAUAGAUAUCAGCAGAGACAUCAGAUAUCUCAAGAGUUUCCACUUCUCACUCGAAAUGCACCUUCUGUUCAAAAGCUUCUGUAACAGUUUGUGUCUCUGUUUACAGACCUCAUACACGAUGUAAAAUGCUUUGUUUUGUGCGUUGUGCGCAGUGUGGUCCACUGGCUUUAGUAGACUUUUUGAAAAUGGCACCAUGAUUUCCUGCAUAAAGAUCAGUACUGUAAUAUUCUUUAGUAUCAUUAGAACAUUCCCCAUAGACAGCUACUGUAAUCCUGCUGGAUUGACACCUGCCACCUACUGCCCUAUUCAGCUUAUAUUCUUUAGUAUGCCUCAAUGUCAAUAGACAAUGUCAAAAACUGAGUGUUUUUUAAUGUUAGUAGAGCAUAAUUGUAUUAGUGCUAGCUGUACUGUGAAUUUCUUUUUUGACACUGGCGUAUAUUUCUCAAAGACUUUACAAUUUUGACUCUUAUGCUGAAUGUCAUAGCAUAGUGAAGUAGAGAGCAGGUAUCUCUGUAUUUAUGACUUAAGAAGAGUCGUUCAGCAAUAUUUCCAUUUACCUAUUUUUUUUCCUACUCUGAAUGUUUAACAAACCUAGUUUUAUCGCAACAAAUAAUCUAUAUUCUUUUAAUCUAUUCUUUAUUUACUGAAAUGCACCAAAUGCAAAACCAAAUUAAAGGCCAGAUGACAAGUGCUUAAACGGAGUUGAUAUUGUGGUGAAACUGCUGGAGCUUUAUUAGGAAACAAUGAUGGCAGAUAAGCAUGCACUGUGUCUCACUGCUUCAGUUUGAUAGGAAUGAAGUUUGACAGCACUGCCCGGUAGCAUUAGUUUCAAUUUUAUAUCAGCAUCAGAAGGAGACAGCUCUACCACUGGUUAAGCUACUUGCCAUGUCAAAGAUUUGUACAUUAAUACAUCUGUUACAAGUGCAGCUAUGAGAAAUUUAGACUCUAACACCAGAAUUAGUCACACUGCCUAUCUGAACCGGGCUGGGAAGUAUUUGCAUUAUUUAUUUUCAGUUUUCAGACUGACUGUAUCAUUUGAUGAUGACUUCAUCUCUGUCUGCUCAGAACAUUUAACUAAUUCUGCUCAAUAAAUGUUGAACACACAA
This is a messenger RNA of Cyprinus carpio (common carp), 3834 nucleotides long. RefSeq names its product solute carrier family 16 member 3a. The transcript is spliced from 6 exons. Gene Ontology annotation, molecular function: monocarboxylic acid transmembrane transporter activity. Lineage: Eukaryota; Metazoa; Chordata; Actinopteri; Cypriniformes; Cyprinidae. The coding region runs from base 687 to 2150 and encodes 487 amino acids. Gene Ontology annotation, cellular component: membrane. Gene Ontology annotation, biological process: transmembrane transport; monocarboxylic acid transport. The record is from RefSeq and is a predicted model, not a curated record.